AUGGCAAAAAUUGUUUUAACUUUGUUUGCUCUUGCUCUAAUUUUAGGCCAAACAAAUGGAGAUGUUAACGGAGGUGUUAACUGUGAGAGAGAUGUUCUACACUUAGUAAAACCUUGUUCACUUUUUGUACUAGCUCAAGAUCCAAAACCUAGUGAAGAAUGUUGUGUUGGAUUGCAAAGUUUGGCUAAAACAGCCGCUGCCUCACAAUCAGACCGCAAAGUUCUUUGCGAUUGCAUCAAAUAUCUUGAGAAAUUUGGCAUUGUGAACUAUACAAAAGCUAAACAACUUCCUCAGCUAUGUCAAUUCACUGCCUUUAUGCCAAUUGAACCUAAUCCAGAUUGCUCCUAG
Messenger RNA from Solanum stenotomum, 348 nucleotides. RefSeq names its product non-specific lipid-transfer protein-like. The transcript has a single exon. Gene Ontology annotation, molecular function: lipid binding. The coding region runs from base 1 to 348 and encodes 115 amino acids. Gene Ontology annotation, biological process: lipid transport. Gene Ontology annotation, cellular component: membrane. The record is from RefSeq and is a predicted model, not a curated record. NCBI's taxonomy places the organism in Eukaryota, Viridiplantae, Streptophyta, Magnoliopsida, Solanales, Solanaceae.